This is a messenger RNA of Debaryomyces hansenii CBS767, 855 nucleotides long. RefSeq lists its product as uncharacterized. The transcript has a single exon. NCBI's taxonomy places the organism in Eukaryota, Fungi, Ascomycota, Pichiomycetes, Serinales, Debaryomycetaceae. The record is from RefSeq and is a predicted model, not a curated record. Bases 1 to 855 code for a protein of 284 amino acids.
AUGAAUGAUAUAAUUUCGACUAAACUAUUUGAGACUGAGGAUGUGUCGGUAUUUAGAAUCCCUCCAGGUGAGCUCUCCUUAUCCAAAUGGGAUAUAAAUGAUUCAAAUAUAAUAUGGAGAGGUAGCUUACGACUAACCGAGGAAGAGUUGAUUCAGGAGGAUAAAGGGGUGUUUUUGAAUGGGUCUAAUGGAGUCGAAUCGGAGUGUUUCUCAUCCUUUACGGUAGGAGAUAAGCCCUCCGCAUUUUUCCUGAAGGAUACGGAAGUUGCUCCUAUCAAGCCGUAUAAAGGAUUACGACUCAAGUUGGAGUUAUUUAAUUUUGACGACUCACUGGUGGCUCCUCCGAAUGAGUCCGGCAUGGAGGACGAAAAAAUAUGGGCGGAGGUUUGGUAUAAUCCGUUGCCGGCAGAACAGGAUAAUGAAUUGAAUCCCGCACAAUAUUCUAUAGCCAACAAUAAACAAGAGACGAUUCAAAUGACACCGCAAUCGGCGAAAUUUUAUAAACUCAUUGUCCAAUUGCCAGGUUCUGGUUAUCAUCCUUUCAUUCAAGAAGAGGAGCAAAUUGAAGACGGGUACUUGUUACAAGUUGCAUUAGGCUUGAAAAUCAGUGAGAAUUUUGCGGCAAUAUCAUUCUCCGAAAGUCUCAGCAUAUAUAGGCGAAGAUUUAAGAACUUUGUCGAUCAGUAUAACUAUGAAUUACGAUUAUCAGAAAUUGAAUGCAGACAGAAGCAUUUAUCCAUAAAUACGGAAAAUAACCCUGAGGAAUCUGGAACCGACCAUGGCUCUGGGAACAAAACUACAGAAGACAAUAACGAUAAUGAGGAAGAUGAAUUUGGUGAUUUUGUUGGUGGGUGA